AUGCCAGGUGUUGGAGUUUUUGUCUCUAUCCACGACGACGAUGGAGUCUAUAAACACUGGGCUGUUUUCAUCGAUGGUAUCAAUGACAAGGCCUUGCUUCAUGUCAAGGGCUCUGAUGGUCGAUUUCGCUACGAGCCGGAGACAAGGGAUGCGCGACGCUCAAAAAGCCUUGUGGAACUAGUCCACCUCUGUAACGUUGAUGUCGCCAAGAUCAGCGAAAUCAAGGCUGUUGCGGGCCAAGUCAUUGUGAGAAAUGAGUCUCGGGGCUGGAACUGCCAGGACUAUGUGCUUGAACUUCUCGAAGCUUUGGAAGAAAAAGGACUUGUGGGGGGUGAUGUGCACUAUUUCGAGCAGAAAGCCUAUCUUGAAGCACAGUUGGAAGGACUGGCCUAG
Messenger RNA from Penicillium alfredii, 393 nucleotides. RefSeq lists its product as uncharacterized. NCBI's taxonomy places the organism in Eukaryota, Fungi, Ascomycota, Eurotiomycetes, Eurotiales, Aspergillaceae. The transcript has a single exon. The coding region runs from base 1 to 393 and encodes 130 amino acids. The record is from RefSeq and is a predicted model, not a curated record.